AGUCCACUGCGGGACACCGCUCGGCUAGAGAAGCCUUGUUAUGAUUGCGUUUCCUGAGCGCUAAACCGUGCUGAAAUUUGUCUGACGAAGUUCAAUAAAUAAAAAUCAAUGUACAUACAUAACAAUCUUAUGUUCAUCAGUAAAUAAUUUCACUAUUUAAUGGGUGUAAAUAAUCUCCUUCCGAGCUAUAAAAGUUGGGAAUCUCCAGAUUCUCCUGCCGCUGACAACUUGAAAUCAAAUGGCUCAGCCACGACGACGGUUCAAAUACCGGUGAAUGGCCAACAAAAGUCAACAACAGAAGAACCUUCUGACAAAAGCUUCAGCAAUGUUUUCGAUAAAUCAUCGUCUGAGAAAAAGCCCAAGAAGAACGCGAUCCUUCGAAUAUUUGGUGAAAAUCUUAUUACGGUGGCCACACUGUUGGGUGUGGUGGCCGGUAUUGCCCUUGGAUUCGGGUUGAAAAAAGUAAAAACAUGGACGGAACGGGAAGUGAUGUAUGUAAACUUCCCUGGAGAACUCUUUUUAAAUAUGUUGAAAUGUCUGAUACUUCCUCUUAUCACGUCAAGUUUAAUAUCUGCAAUUGGAAAUCUAGACACCAGGUUGACAGGAAAAAUUGGAUUCAGAGCAGUAGCCUAUUACAUAGCAACCACCAUUAUGGCCAUAAUUUUGGGCAUCAUUCUAGUCGUUACGAUUCGGCCUGGUGUGGGUGGUAUUGGAGCUGACACCGGUGAGAAGAAAAACACUAAACCUCAGUUAACAGAAGACACGCUAAUGGACCUUAUCAGGUAACUAUACCAGAGUUUUUGUGACUCAUCCUCCUGGUGUAGGAAAACCUACACCAGGUCCAAAAGACCCCCUCAGAAAACUUCUGUGGAUUAUAGAACUUGGAAAUGGCAAGGAAAAAUGGGUGGUGGAACCAACAUUCUUGGCCUGGUUGUAUUUUCUGUUGUUCUCGGUAUAACACUGGGUGACAUGAAGCAAAAGGGAAAACCCCUUUUAAACGUCUUUACCUGUUUGAGUGAUGCUAUUAUGAAAAUAACUCGAAUAGUCAUUUGGCUAUCGCCUGUUGGUGUUCUAUUCCUAGUGGCCAGCAAGAUUUUAGAAAUGGACGAUAUCGGAGUGAUUGCUGGACGUGUGGGCCUUUACACAGCGACAGUAUUGGCAGGAAUUUUUAUACAUGGAUUCAUUGUACUUCCAUUACUUUAUUUUGUAUUCGUCAGAAAAAAUCCCUACUCCUUUUUGAUCAGAAUGAGCCAAGCAAUGGCGACAGCAUUUGGAACAGCAUCCAGUUCUGCUACAUUACCAAUUACAAUUCAGUGCUUGGAAGAAAAAAACAAUAUUGACCAGCGGGUAUCCAGAUUUUGCCUACCAAUUGGAGCCACGAUUAACAUGGAUGGUACAGCUCUGUACGAAGCCGUGGCCGCUAUAUUCAUAGCCCAAAUUAGAGGAGUUACUCUUAGUGCAGGCAAUAUCAUUGCAAUUAGUAUUACUGCAACAGCGGCAAGUAUAGGUGCUGCUGGCAUCCCUCAAGCAGGACUGGUUACCAUGGUUAUGGUACUUAAUGUUGUUGGAUUACCCGCUGAAGAUGUCACUUUGAUUCUAGUCGUAGAUUGGAUUUUGGAUAGAUUUCGUACCACAAUCAACGUUCUUGGUGAUGCCUAUGGAGCUGGCAUCGUGGCUCACCAUAGCAAAGAUGAUUUAAACGAACUGUCUAACAUGGAUGAACAAAGUGUAGAAAUGACCACCCUUUGAGUAGGAAAGUAACCAUGAACAUAUAAUUCCUGAGGAAGAUGAAAACACGUCGCAUUUCAUGCACAAUAAAAGGAAAACACGUUUAAUGUUUUGUAAAUUGUUACAGUGCAUAAAGUAUUAAGUUAGUUUAUGAACGUUAAGUUGAGGUGAAGGUGAAAAAAGGAACUGUUGGUGCUAAAGAAGUUUCGUAAAUAUUGCUUCUGUGUCUCUUACAGCAAUUUUACAAAAAUUGCCAUUUUUCAGUAGCAGUUUUCCAAAAACUUCUGUGUUUAGUAGCAGUUUUCCAACUUCUGUGUUUAGUAGUAGUUUUCCAAAAACUACCAUGUUUCAGAGGCAGUUUUCCUAAAACUACUUCCGUCUUUCAGAAGCAGUUUUCCUGAAACUACUUCCAUGUUUCAGAAGCAGUUUUUUCUAAAACUACUUCCUUGUUUCAGAAGCAGUUUUUCCUAAAACUACUUCCAUGUUUCAGAAGCAGUUUUUCUAAAACUACUUCCAUGUUUCAGAAGCAGUUUUAUUAAAAUUACUUGUAUGUUUCAGAAGCAGUUUUCUUAAAUCUACUUCCUUGUUUCAGAAGCAGUUCUUCUAAAACUACUUCCUUGUUUCAGAAGCAGUUUUUCUAAAACUACUUCCUUGUUUCAGUAGCAGUUUUUCCUAAACUACCAUGUUUCAGAAGCAGUUUCCUAAACACUACUUCGAUGUUUCAGAAGCAAUUUUAUAAAAAAAAACUGUGUCCCAGAAGCAGUUUUUCAUAGACUACUUCAAACUUAUAACUCCAAAAACUACAUCUGUGUUUCAGUAGCAGUUUUCCAUAAAGUACUUCUGUUAUUUAUAAACAAUUUUUCCACUACUACAUCUGUGUUUCAGCAGGGGUUUUCUCUAACUUACUGCUGUGUUACAGCAGCAGCUUUCAAAAAAUUAUCUGCUGCUGCGUUUUUUAAUUAAUUAUUUAUUGGAACUUCUGAUUUUGUUCCUAAACUAAAUCAAUUUCAGGGAUGCCAGAUGCAACAGAUAAGCAAAAGAAAA
Parasteatoda tepidariorum (common house spider) is the source of this 2772-nucleotide messenger RNA. Lineage: Eukaryota; Metazoa; Arthropoda; Arachnida; Araneae; Theridiidae. The record is from RefSeq and is a predicted model, not a curated record.